AUGUCCAAGAAAUCAACCAAAGCAAGCGGUGGCAAACAUUCAAAGGCGGGAAAAGAUGAACAGCCUAGCAAGCCAGUAUCGUCGAAUGGUCCCGUACUGGUGGAUACCAAGACGGGAAACUUGAUCGUAAAGAUUGUGGCCAAACCGGGCGCAAAAACGAGCGGAAUUACGGAUGUUAGUGAAGAAGGAAUCGGGUGCCAAAUCGCUGCUCCUCCGAUCGAUGGUGAAGCCAACACGGAACUGAUUAAAUAUCUUUCCAAACUGCUAGAGCUUCGGAAAAGUGACAUCAGUCUCGAUCGGGGUUCCAAAUCACGCCAGAAAACGAUCGUACUAGAUAAAGAUAGUUGCCGGCAUACCGCGGACCAGUUAAUGGCCAUAUUUCACAAAGAAGCAUCUAACAGCAUCCGGUAG
This is a messenger RNA of Anopheles maculipalpis, 411 nucleotides long. RefSeq names its product UPF0235 protein C15orf40 homolog. Lineage: Eukaryota; Metazoa; Arthropoda; Insecta; Diptera; Culicidae. The transcript has 2 exons. Gene Ontology annotation, cellular component: cytoplasm. The record is from RefSeq and is a predicted model, not a curated record. The coding region runs from base 1 to 411 and encodes 136 amino acids.